AUGUCAAUGCGAAGAACAAGACGAUUUAGUGAAAUGCCACAGCUGGAAAAUAAAAGCGCUUCUUUUCGAAUGGACGACUCUAAUCUUAAAGUACUAAGUAAAUCUAAACUUGGUCGUUCAGCUCCUGCUCUAUUGACUACUACAUGCAAUCUACAUCAUCAUCGUUCAAUUACAAGGAGAGGAAAUCGAUUUGUACCUAAAGCCAAUGUCAUUGGAGUGCCAACUGCUCAAUUCCGUUCAAGAUCCCGAUCUAUAUCACCUUCGUCUGGUUUUAGUCCAAUUAGCAGUCCGCGAUCUUCACCUCGAAAUACGCCUGGCCAAUGCCCACUAUCUGAGUCAUGGACAUCCCGUCGUUGGUCUUUAGCUUCAUUUUCUUCCGGUUAUAGCAGCAAUGCUGCUCGAUCGCCUGUUCAUUCGCCAGUACAGAACAAGCUACAUCAGUUACCGUCACAACCAACAUCAUUUGACUUGGCUUUCUUAAGCAGUCAAUUUGGUUGGGAUAGUGAAGAAGAAUAUCCUGCUACCAGACAUCGUUCGAGAAGUUUAAGCCCUUUCAGAAGUAGAAUAGAUGAUAAAAGAAUACUUAUGGAAGUAUAUAAAGAGAGAUUUCCUAAAGCAAAAGAACAAAUGGAAGAAAAAUUAAAGAUCAUACUGAAAGAAAUGCCUGAAGAUGAUAACCUCGCUGACGGUAUACUAAACUUUUUAUAUCAUCAGCUUGUCGAAUUAAUACGCGAAUUGCUAAAAACCUCCCGAGAAGGUACUGUCAAUCAUGACUACUUUCUCGAAUUAUCUGAAAAAUUGGCAAAAUUAUUGGAAGAGGCGCAUAGUAAAACUGAUCGCGAUGUUACACCUGUCACUGACAUGAUUCGAAAACUAUUAGUAAUUGUAUCAAGACCGGCUAGACUACUAGAGUGCUUGGAAUUCGACGAAAAUGAGUUUUAUGAUUCAAUCGACGCUAAUCGAGAAAAAGAUUUAAUAACUAGUCUUAAAAGUGAUGUGCCUCGUUACGUUAUCAGCCAACUUGGCUUGACAACAAUCGAUGGAGUAGCUGAAAAUUUAGAAUCUAAACAGAGAGAGAUCUACAAUCCUUUUAAAGAUGAAGCCCCUAGUGAACACGAUUUUAAGCCGAUUAAGCUAAUUAGUAGAGGAGCGUAUGGAUCGGUAUUUCUGGUACGACAUCGAAAUACUGGUCAACGUUUUGCGAUGAAGAAAAUAAGUAAACAAGGCAUGUUACUACGGAAUCAGGUUAAACAAGUUUUUAAUGAACGAGACAUUCUAACUUUUGUGGACAACCCUUUUAUUGUUAGUAUGUGGUGUAGCUUUCAAACGAGAAAACACUUAUGCAUGGUAAUGGAAUAUUGUGAAGGCGGUGAUUGUGCCACACUACUCAAACAUAUUGGACCACUUCCCCUUGAAAUGGCAAAAAUGUACUUUGCUGAAACGAUUUUGGGUAUCGAGUAUAUCCAUAGCUACGGAAUUGUGCAUAGAGAUUUAAAGCCUGAAAACCUAUUGAUUACGUCAUUGGGGCAUAUCAAAUUGACCGAUUUUGGAUUAUCUAAAGUUGGCCUGAUGAAUCUUACGACGUCGGCAUAUGAAUACGCUAUCGAGCAAGAUACCCAAAUAUUUCAAGAUAAACAAAUUUAUGGUACACCGGAGUAUAUUGCACCAGAAGUAAUUCUACGCCAAGGAUACGGUAAACCGACAGAUUGGUGGUCAAUGGGCAUUAUACUGUAUGAAUUUUUAGUUGGAUGUCCACCUUUCUAUGGUGAAUCAGUCGAAGAAUUAUUCGAGCAAGUUUCGAAUGGAGAUGAAAUUGAAUGGCCCGAAGAAGAAGAUGCUGUCCCUGAAGAUGCUAAAGAUUUAAUUACAAGAUUAUUGCAACAAGAUCCUGCUACGCGUCUUGGUACUACCACAGACUCUACUGAGGUCAAAGAACACGAGCUAUUUCAAGAUAUUGACUGGGCAUCAUUACUACGCCAGAAAGUAGAAUUUGUUCCAGAGCUAGAUAACGAAGAAGAUACUAGCUACUUUGAUCCACGAACUGAUCGUUACUGCCGUACUCACAGCGAUGAAGAAUCUGAUGAAAAUUAUGACUCUGAUACAAGUGAUUUAUCAUUCGUCAACUUUUCUAGCUGUUCGAGACGCUAUCAUGCUUUGGAAAAUUCGAAUCCUACUUCUAGGCAUCAUUCGCUUACUGGUAGCAAUGAUGGAUCGACAAGCCCUCUCUUAUCACCUGAAAUAUCGGAGAUUCCAGAAGAUAAAAAUGAUGAUACUGAUAAAGAACCAAAAAAUAUCAGUUUAUUGUUAAGUGAAACUCCUGAAAACGAGAACAAUCAGCCAAUAAAACUUAAUAUAUCGGAAUCUAGUGUUAGAAAGCUACGUAAAAAUCUGGAAGUACCCAAAAAUCCUGAAAUCUAUGUUGAAAAUGAAAGUGAUUAUUGUGAGGAAGACCCUUUUACUGAAAGCAGAGGUUUUAUUACCGAUUCACCAACGAGCCCACUUAGUUCACGCGGUAGUCCUUGCACUAGCCCGACUAGUUCGCUUCCGCCGAUUGUACUUUACAAAGGGCCACGCGGAUUCGGAUUUACAAUUAGAUCAAUACGCGUAUACAUUGGAGACACAAAUAUGUAUACCGUUCAACAUCUUGUAAAUUCUGUGGAUGAAAAAAGCACAGCAAGUCAAGCUGGGCUUAAAGAGGGUGAUCUUAUUACGCAUGUCAAUGGCGAGCCGAUUCAAGGCCUAAUACAUCCGCAAGUAGUAGCUUUAAUUGGUAAAGGUGGAAAAUGCAUUUCAAUUAAUGUAACUCAGUUGGAAAAGACAUGCAUAAAUAAGUGUGAUCGAAGACGGCCAUUAUCAUUUUUACAAUUUGUUAAAAGCAAGGAUACCGCGGCUAAAAGUAAGAAGUCUAACAGUUUUUGGAGGAGAGGCUCCCUUAGAAAAUCAAGUUUGUUUAAAAAAGUACGAGGUAGACGCGAGAAACACAAAGCUCCACAGAUGCAGUCAUCUCCUCCAGAAACCUCUUCACCAAUUAAUUCACAAUCACCCUCACCAAAUCAAUCCCCUCACUUGCGCCCUCAUACCUUUCAAGGCUUAAUGCCUAGACUCAGACGUCGUAAAUCGAAUUCAACCUCACCCAUAUCACCACUUGUUAGAUCAGAUGCUCAUGUUGAACAUAGUUAUGAGUCUCCAACAGCUCCAUCUACAAGCAAGUCAUUCUUAUCUAUGCUAUGGCCAAAGCCUAAGCUAUUACAUACGGAAGGUAGCUCAUCAGGCAGCUCUCCUCUUCUUCGACGAGCGCUGUCUCCUCCAGAAUUGAAAGAUAAAAAAAGUAAGCGAGGACAAAAGAAAAUUCCGCUAGAAAAGCGUCUCAGUGAUACUGGUGAUGAGAAUAAUAAUACUGUUCCUGAAUUAAAUACUCCGAGUGACGAUAAAUUGCCAAAAUCGUCAUUACCCGCUAGAUUGAGAAGACAAUUGGAUCGAAAAGGUUCUUGGCAUGGAACUGAAUUGCAUCACUUACAGUGA
This is a messenger RNA of Trichoplax adhaerens, 3522 nucleotides long. RefSeq lists its product as uncharacterized. The record is from RefSeq and is a predicted model, not a curated record. The transcript is spliced from 30 exons. Bases 1 to 3522 code for a protein of 1173 amino acids. Lineage: Eukaryota; Metazoa; Placozoa; Uniplacotomia; Trichoplacea; Trichoplacidae. Gene Ontology annotation, biological process: intracellular signal transduction; peptidyl-serine phosphorylation. Gene Ontology annotation, molecular function: protein serine/threonine kinase activity; magnesium ion binding; protein binding.